AGCAUGGGUACUUUUUACACGAACAUGAUGUAUGACACGCGAGAUGUCUUCACCGUCUUGAACUUGGCACUCACGUUUACGCUUCGCCCUAUGUUGUAAACCAUUUCUCUUCAGCCGCCUUUCUUGAAGCCUAGCUUUCAUAGCUGGAGAAGACUCCGAGUAUGCCUCUCUUGUUUGGGUUUCUGAGACAAGCAGGGGUGACAAACGCACCAACGAAAAAACAAACGCAAAAUCGAUACAAGAGAGCAGAGAGUAACUUUGCCAAAAGAACAGCGCGAGGGGAAAAAAGGGAAGAAGGGCAGCCUAUUGUAGGACAACAGCAAACUGAACUUUUACAGAAUACACGCGAAUGUACUUUUAAAGUUUAAUGCAGUAUAUAGAGCCAAUUUGAUCGGGCCAUGGUUUGUGUUCCGUGUGCCAAAACGCAGUUGAACUGAUUCGGCCAAGAAUUCGACAAUAUUAGUCAGCGAGUGGACAAUCGCGGGAAAUUUUCCUGGUGUUCCCGCGAUAAGACAGCCUGUUAGCACAGAAGAGACGCCCUCGCAUUGGUUUAUUGCGAAUUUGGGUACGGCCAAGAAAGAAAUUCAGUCUUUUGUCAACAAAAAGCACGUCGGUAGGCUUUAAAGCGUGCUAUUUACUUGGUGGCAGAAGCACGUCCGCAACAUAUCAGGAUAACCAGCGAUGUUUACAGAAGCCGAGCAGAACUUUCGUUUUGCGUCUUUGUUUGUCAGGGGUUACAUACACUGUUUGUAUUUUAAAUACACUGAAAGGCAUUUGACUGUGACUCUUAUUUGCCCUCAUUCGAAACGUCUGAUCGUGUUCAAUCGGUUUUUUCUUGAAAUUCCACGAAGAGCAAGGGCGGCCUACAAUUUUGCCGGCGGGCAACGUCUACCAAUAUCAUGAUCAUCAUCAAUGUCAAUACCGAUCAGAUAUCGCUCAUUUUAUAUACUGAAGAAGGGCGGCUAAGCCCGCAGGCCAAACGCUUAUGGUCAACCAGCUACUAUUUGACAGUUUCAAGAGCCCUAUAUUUAGUUUAUCGUCAUAGUGUCACGCAUUUUGUGAGUUUUUGCUCAUUUCUGCUGAUCACUUAGAUCUAUCUGUUAUAGUCAUUUUAGACGCUUAUCACAGAGUGGAGGAGAAUUUCUCAAGUUAUGUUGCUAGUUGCUAUCGCGAUAGCGGUGGUUGCAUUUUCCACGCUUUUAAUCAUUUUGCGAUUUUCGUUGACGACAAACAAAGCCAAUUUGAAUGUAAAAGGAAAGUUUGUUCUGAUAACGGGCUGCGACUCGGGCUUCGGUCGUGAAACAGCCAUUAAACUGGACAAGAUGGGUGUCUGUGUGUUGGCGACUUGUUUAACGAAAGAAGGAGAGCAAAGUUUAAAAUCGGCGACGAGCGAUAAAUUGAAAACAUUCCAGAUGAAUGCGACAGACUCACAACAGAUAGAGGAAGUCUUCUGCAGAGUGAAUAAACUUCUUGGUGGCAAAUCAGGCCUAUGGGGACUGGUCAACAAUGCUGGGAUGUUAAGUAUUGGACCCGCAGAGUGGGUACCACUUGCUGAUUUCAAGAAAGUAGCAGAUGUUAACUUGUGGGGAGUGAUGGACGUGACAAAGACAUUCCUACCACUGGUAAAAAAGGCCAAGGGACGCGUCGUGUUUGUCGGCAGCGUAGCAGGUGUAGUUUCGCCCCAAGCGUUCUCUCCAUACUGUAUUACCAAAUAUGGCGUUGAGGCAUUUGCGGAUUCUUUGAGACGCGAGAUGCGCCCGUUUGAAGUGCAGGUCAGCGUUAUUCAGCCUGGUGCUACGCAGACUCCGAUGUUGAAUGAUGAACUAUUGGCAUCUCGCUUAAAAGAACUAUGGGAUAACCUACCAUCAGACAAACGACUGGAAUACGGCGAAGAAUAUCUUAAGAACGCCAUCCAGGGAUUUCGUGAUUGGUGCAAAUCUGGUUCCAAUAAAGUGAGUCACGUGAUCGACGCGAUUGUGUCGCCGUUGACCUCACAGUUUCCGAAGGAGCGAUAUGUGAUUGGCUGGGACGCGUGGCAAUUGAAACUAAGUUCCCAUCUGCCUGAAGUGCUGCAAGAUCUCCUCGUCAAAGAUUUCCCGUUCAAAAUCGUGACACCGCCUGCCCAAGAUGUCCCUGAAUGUCACGUUAACGGUACAACCCACUGACUACUGAUAACACUAGAGGAGCUGCGUGGAUUGAGAAAAUCAAUACUUUCUUUUAGUCAAAAAUUACUUUAACACUGACUAGCUCAGCAUGGACUUUUCUUGGUCAAAUAUGUUACAAAGGUCGCCGCUGAGGAUACACUCUUAAUUUUUUGUAUUAAAGCACAUCUAAUUUUAAGGCCAAACGUUCACAGUUUUUUCCUUCGCUCUUUGAGCCUUUCAGUGAAGUUACCGUUACCAUUUUUAAUCGUUUAUUCUUUGGAAGUUUUUUCUCAUAGCUUCCAAUAGCUGUAAAUGAAAAAAUACAACUGAUAGAAACCAAAGUUCAACCUUUGUAAGGAAUUCGAAUCUGACUGUUUUCUUUGUAGUUCAUUUGGGUUAAUCUCAGCACCAACCGACACCGUACUUAUGAAAAGGUUCUCACAAGAAAAGACUGUAAUUAUCACUUAAGUUACGAAUUACUUUACUAAAGCAGUAAGUCGAUUUGAAGAAUGUUUUUUUCAGCCGUGGAAUAUUUAUGUACAGGAGAGCUAAUAUACGUAUAUGCAUAUAUCUCUGUUCAUUUUAUAAAGUUUAAAUUGUAAAAAUGUAACACAAACAGCGGUGAUAAACAUUUUAAAAACAUGCAUUUUAUGAACUUGACGUUUUUAAAAUGUUUAUCAGUUUGUGUUAUAUUUUUAAUCAAGCCACGAUGGCCGAAGACCAAGAGUUUAAAUUGUAAAACUGAGUUAUUUGAUUAAUGACAACAAAGAACUAAAGCAAUGGCUAA
This is a messenger RNA of Orbicella faveolata, 2931 nucleotides long. Its product is annotated as short-chain dehydrogenase/reductase family 9C member 7-like. Gene Ontology annotation, cellular component: intracellular membrane-bounded organelle. Gene Ontology annotation, biological process: steroid metabolic process. NCBI's taxonomy places the organism in Eukaryota, Metazoa, Cnidaria, Anthozoa, Scleractinia, Merulinidae. Gene Ontology annotation, molecular function: oxidoreductase activity. The record is from RefSeq and is a predicted model, not a curated record.